Messenger RNA from Encephalitozoon cuniculi GB-M1, 693 nucleotides. RefSeq lists its product as uncharacterized. The record is from RefSeq and is marked provisional. The transcript has a single exon. Gene Ontology annotation, molecular function: dolichyl-phosphate beta-D-mannosyltransferase activity. Gene Ontology annotation, cellular component: endoplasmic reticulum membrane. The coding region runs from base 1 to 693 and encodes 230 amino acids. Gene Ontology annotation, biological process: GPI anchor biosynthetic process; protein O-linked glycosylation via mannose. Lineage: Eukaryota; Fungi; Microsporidia; Unikaryonidae.
AUGUACAAUAUAAUAAUACCAACAUACAAUGAAGGACCAAACAUCAAGGUCUUGCUACGCAUGGUCUCUGACGUCAUGAGUGAGGAGGGCAAGCCGUUCAAGAUCAUUGUUGUAGACGACAGCAGCCCCGAUGGGACCUAUAAGACUGUGGAAUCGAUGGGACUUCCCAAUGUGUGUCUCUUGUCAAGAAAGAAAAAGCUUGGGCUUGGAAGUGCAUACAAGACUGCCCUUGAGCACUGUGAGCAUCCGUUUACGGUUGUGAUGGAUGGGGACCUAUCCCACGAUCCUAUGUACAUUAAGGACAUGAUCAGACUUCAGAAAAAAGGGGCCGACAUAGUUGCGGGAAGUAGAUACUCUGGAGAAGGAGCAGUGUGUGGCUGGUCGAUGAAGAGAAAGAUCAUAAGCCUCGGCGCAAACAAUCUUGCCAGGAUAUUCCUUAAUGUGAAUGUGUCCGACCUCACCGGAAGUUUUCGGCUGUAUAGGACAGAGGUGCUCAGGCUGCUGAUUGAAGAGUCUGUGUCUACGGGGUACUCCUUCCAGAUGGAGCUUAUGUGCCUAGCCAAAAGGCGCGGAUUUGUGGUAUCUGAGUGCCCAAUAGUCUUUCACGAGAGGAGGAGAGGGCAGUCAAAGCUGUCUUUGAUGGAGAUUGUGAUGUACAUAAAGGCCAUAGGAGUUCUGUUUUUCAGCGCUUAA